AUGGGCAGAAGGAAGACAAAAAAAAUUAAACAGUCCAAGUCAUCUCUGGUACUUAAGAACAGGAACAAGAUCGAUAAGGAGUUCCAUUGUAACAAGUGCCAACAUGAUAAAUCAGUAUCAAUUAAAAUAGACAUGAGGUCGGCAGUGGGAUUUCUGAAGUGUAGAAUAUGCGGAGUCGACUUUUCAACAAGGAUAACAUCACUGGAUGAGCCGAUAGAUGUGUACACGGCAUGGAUUGACGAUCUUCGUGAAAGGGAAAAACACGGACCAGUAUUCGAGCAGCCAAAACCAAUAAAGCAGGACAACAAAGCAUCGCCUAAGGAGACUUAUGAAAGACCUGCAGUCGAUGACACAGCAAACAUGUUAUCAAGUGACGAGGACGAGAACGUAUACGAUCCCAUAAUGGAGAAGUUCGAGGUGUACUUGGGCGAAAAUAGAAACCCUAAUAUGGCAUUAGAUGAAUUGAACAAAACUGAGCCUGAUGAUUCCAAAGCCGGACAAGUAAAUAGUCAUAACACCGACGAAGAUUUUACGAAAUUUGAAUAUAAAUCUUAUGAUGACCUUCUAAACAUCACAAAAAACAAUUUUAGGAACAGGGUGGUCGGAACUGGAGAUUUGAGCAGCUCUUUUGAACAUUCUGAAAAUCCUGAUACUUAUGUGCACAAUCUUUUUCAAGAUGAGGAUUGA
Messenger RNA from Theileria orientalis strain Shintoku, 687 nucleotides. RefSeq lists its product as uncharacterized. Gene Ontology annotation, molecular function: RNA polymerase II complex binding. Gene Ontology annotation, biological process: transcription elongation by RNA polymerase II. NCBI's taxonomy places the organism in Eukaryota, Apicomplexa, Aconoidasida, Piroplasmida, Theileriidae. Bases 1 to 687 code for a protein of 228 amino acids. The record is from RefSeq and is a predicted model, not a curated record. Gene Ontology annotation, cellular component: transcription elongation factor complex. The transcript has 2 exons.